This is a messenger RNA of Mytilus trossulus (common blue mussel), 1644 nucleotides long. RefSeq names its product KRAB-A domain-containing protein 2-like. The record is from RefSeq and is a predicted model, not a curated record. The transcript is spliced from 2 exons. Gene Ontology annotation, biological process: DNA integration. Gene Ontology annotation, molecular function: nucleic acid binding. Bases 1 to 1644 code for a protein of 547 amino acids. NCBI's taxonomy places the organism in Eukaryota, Metazoa, Mollusca, Bivalvia, Mytilida, Mytilidae.
AUGGCUAGUAUUGUUGAUCAACAGGAUAAAUUUUAUCAAGAAGUUCAGCAAUUUGCUGAGAAUAAUACAUCUAAGCACAACCAUCUUUAUACUAGGGACAAAUUGAAUGACUUAAUUUCUAAAGUUAAAAAUGCAAAAGAGGCAUCGAAGAAAAGUGACCAAGACAGACAUUUGCUAAAGAAAUAUGAUAUUAUUCAAGUUGCAGAUAUUGAAAAGCUCAUCAAAAAAGGAGGAAAUGAUGACACCAUACUUUACUACUUAUCCAUUGAGGAUAUGUAUGAUAUCAUAAAAACAGCACAUGUUGGGGUCGGUCAUGGAGGUCUCCAUAAAACUAACAAAGAACUCAAAAAACAUUUUGCUAACAUUAGCCGGGAAGCAAUACGCAUAUUUACAACCAACUGUGAACAAUGUAUCUUGAAAAGAAAGCGUUCUGACAUAUCAAAACUUGUUGUUAAACCUAUAAUUUCUGCUGACUUCAACUGUAGAGGGCAGGUUGACCUUGUAGACCUUCAAUCUGUCCCCGACCAGGAAUUUAAAUGGAUAAUGCAUUAUCAAGAUCAUCUUACCAAAUUUAGUGUGCUUAGAGCUCUGAAAUCUAAGAGAGCUGCUGAAGUUGCGUAUCAAUUACUUGACAUCUUUCUUCUCUUUGGUGCACCCCAUAUCCUCCAAAGCGAUAAUGGAAGAGAGUUCACUGCACAUAUAAUUACUGAACUGAAAUCGUUAUGGUCAGAAUUAGUAAUAGUUCAUGGACGACCAAGACAUCCCCAAAGUCAAGGAGCUGUAGAAAGAGCAAAUGCAGACAUUAAAGAAAUGCUCAUAUCAUGGAUGAAUGACAAUGACACACGACAGUGGUCUGAAGGUUUGCGCUUCGUGCAAUUUCAGAAAAAUAGAUCAUAUCACAGAGUAAUUGAUCAAUCGCCUUAUCAUGCUCUGUUUGGUUCUGACCCAAAGAUAGGUUUAUCUUCAUCUUCUUUGCCCAAGGAACUUUUGCCUAAUCUUGAAACUGAGGAAGAUCUGGUGAAAGUGUUUAAAGAGGUUUCAGAGGAGAACAGUGAAAUUGAGAUUGAUGGAACGGAUGAAAACACAGAUGCUGAAUCGGUAGAAUCAGAAAGAGAACUUAACGAUUCUGGAUCAACACGUACAACUAUUGAAGUAGUAUCAGAGGAAGUCGAAACCCCAAUCAUUCGUGCUAGAAAACGUACAUUGUCUGGCCAACAAAUCCAAGCAGAUGUCCUUACAAGAAAUACAAAACAGAAACUGAGUGAGUUAUCUGUUGGAGACAAUGUUAUUAUCCCAAUACCACAAUAUGACCGAGCACCGACCGAUCAAAGGAACAUACAAGGUGUUGUUGUAGAAGUAGGACAUUUUGGAUAUCGUGUAGGGACAAUAGCUGGUAAUUUAUCAGGAGUCUUAAGCAGAAACCAACUAGAAUCAAUUAGUGACUCUUCUUUGUCAGUUACACAAAUUCCAGAUUUACAACUUUCCCUUAGGGAAGCUGUGAAAAAAAAUUCAAAAACUGGUGGACAGGGUUAUCUCUCUUGCAAAUGUAAAGGCGGUUGUAACAAUUCAAAGUGUAAAUGUAAAAAGCAAAAUGUAUUGUGUAAUUCGAGGUGUCAUGGUUCGCUAACCUGCUCAAACAAAUAA